GCUUGCGGGGGGCCGGGCCCGCGGGCGGCCGCCGCGCCGCGCACCCAUGGACGGCCCGGCCAUCAUCACCCAGGUGACCAACCCCAAGGAGGACGAGGGCCGCGCGCGGGGCGCCAGCGAGAAAGCAUCUCAAUGCAACGUCAGCUUAAAGAAGCAGAGGAGCCGUGGAAUCCUCAGCUCCUUCUUCUGCUGCUUCCGUGACUACAAUGUGGAGGCCCCGCCCGCCAGCGGCCCCAGCGUGCUUCCGCCCCUGGUGGAGGAGAACGGUGGGCUUCAGAAGGGUGACCAGAGGCAGGUCAUUCCCAUACCAAGUCCACCAGCUAAAUACCUCCUUCCAGAGGUGACGGUGCUUGACUAUGGAAAGAAGUGUGUGGUCAUUGACUUAGAUGAAACAUUGGUGCACAGUUCAUUUAAGCCUAUUAGUAAUGCUGAUUUUAUUGUUCCGGUUGAAAUCGAUGGAACUAUACAUCAGGUGUAUGUGCUGAAGCGGCCCCACGUGGAUGAGUUCCUCCAGAGGAUGGGGCAGCUCUUCGAGUGUGUGCUCUUUACUGCCAGCUUGGCUAAGUACGCAGACCCCGUGGCCGACCUGCUGGACCGCUGGGGUGUGUUCCGGGCCCGGCUCUUCAGAGAAUCAUGUGUCUUCCAUCGUGGGAACUACGUGAAGGACCUGAGCCGCCUGGGCCGGGAGCUGAGCAAAGUGAUCAUUGUGGACAAUUCUCCCGCCUCGUACAUCUUCCAUCCUGAGAAUGCAGUGCCUGUGCAGUCCUGGUUCGAUGACAUGACGGACACAGAGCUGCUGGACCUCAUCCCCUUCUUUGAGGGCUUGAGCCGGGAAGACGACGUGUACAGCAUGCUGCACAGACUCUGCAAUAGGUAGCGCCGGCCUCUGCCUGCCUCCCGCCUGGUCGCUCUGGAGCCUCUGGCCUCGGGGAUCCACCCAGCCUCAGCUCCCUGGGAGCGGAAAGUGAGGACACUCCGUGCUCCAGGCCACGGGGUCCACGUGGCCAUACCUACCUGUUUUAUUUUUUAAGAACAGAAACAACUAUUUUAAAAUGAACUCUUUUAACAGAUUUCAUAAAGGGACAUGCGUUUUACUGGAUUUGCUUUUCGUAAAACAUACCAAAAAGAAAAAAAUGGAAAAAAAAAAAAAACAAGCUUGAUAUCUAUGAGACUUCCUAUCAACUGUUCCCCACCCCCACCCCCCUCCAAGCAGACAACCUGUCCCUUUCUAUCCGAGCUUGGAGCAGCUGACCCAACUCAGAAUCUCUUUCCUACAGGAUGAAGUGCCUUUUUGAAUGUUAUUUUAAGCUGAGAGUUAAUUUUUCUACACAACAUAUUUCCAGACAUCUUUUAGUCUUUUAUUGUCUUAGAUUCUCUAAAAAAGACAAAUAUGACAAUUUUCUAGAACCUGGGGGGUGGGGGGGUGGCUAGGGAUGGAGGUGAGUCAUAGAAGCCUGUCUCCCAACAGGCGUGCUGCAGGGACAGGCUCCUGAUAGGAGUCUCGGUGACCAUGGCGGUGUCUCCAUUAAUCACUGACCCAGUUUGGAAUGUAUCCGCGGUUGUGUGGCUCAACACUUUUGGAAACAAUAGAUACUUUUAUAUUAUUAUAUUAUUUCAGAUGGUGACAGUUUUGUCUUGAGGUCACACUUCCCCCUUGAAAAGUGGCAUCGUCACUUCCGCUUUCACACUACUGCCAUACUUCUGUAUGUUUUUUGUUUUGUUGUUGUCGUUCUGGGUGGAGCAGUUAUAAGAAACUCUGAAACCCUUGGAUAUUUAAAGAGAAAAAAAAAAUCUGUGUAUUGAUUUUUAAAUCUUUCCUUUCCAAAAGCUGGAUACACACGGAGCUGUUUGGGAAUUUUCUUUGCUGCUACUGCGCUGCCACCAAAUGGAAUUGACCAGCGGCUGUUACACUGUUCUUUGCCACUGUGCCUAUGCUCAGAAUCCGCUCACUGCUAAGCUGCAGAUUUGGACAGGGUCAGGAAAGUAGGUGUCCCGCUCCCCUGCAGACUGCACCAAGUGUACCCCUUCCCUGGCACUGGCCGUGGGAGUCCAGAAGGGAACAAAGAGGCAAGGGCCAGCACACCACACAGGCGUGGCAUUCAUUCUAGACCACAGUCAACAUCAGAUACUGUGAUGAGCUGACUAUUGUUCCUUGAGAAUCCGUGGCCUCAACCAGCCACCGCACUGAUGUGGCCCAGGUCUGCUCCUGGACUUCUCUCUUGAAGCACAGCCUAUUUCUGAGCCGGGGUUGGGGAAACCUGUCCAUAUGUGGAACUCAUUGCCCUGAGCUGGGGAGAGGCAGGGUGCCCUCCCUGGGCUAGGGCUUCCCUUGCAGCCUUUCCCAGUGAGCUGUUUUAAGCAGUGCCAUGUUCCUCGUUUGACAAGACAGUCUAUAAAGUAUUGCUCUUAAAAAUAAUUUAAAAGAACCCUUUCAUGUCGGCACCAUUGCCUUAGUCCUCUGUGGGUUGGGCCUCCGCCAGAGUUCUGUGGGAGCAACUGGCACUAACAAGUCUGGAGAUGGGGGGGUGGGGGGGUGAGGUAAAAUUUUGUUCUUCCUUUCAUUUACAAAAUAAUGAAGCCAGCUGCCAAUCACGUCCUCCCAAACAGCACUUUCAGCUGUGGACUGCCAUGCAUUUGGAAGAGAAGUAUUCAGGGGUAACCAGGUGCCCCAGCAUUCUGCAUGUGCAGAAUCCAGUAAUCCCCAUGCCAGUUCCAGUAGAAACAGCCCCAUGCUAGGCAUGACCACAGGGAAUGGCAGUUUUACAUGGCAGAUCUGCAUAUGCCCUAAACCUUGAUUUGGAAAACUAGUCAUUAAUGAACCCACUGCCUUAAAUGUCUUGAAUGUUGCAGUCAAGUGUCUGUCAUGUGUUGAAACCCACACAAAGAUCAGUCCUGGGAACAGCCUUUCACCCUCCCCCCUGCCCUUUCUCUGCUGGCAUCAUGAGACCUUCCCUGGAAUAGGGGGCAGAGAGGACUGAAAUUCCAGAGUAUUUCAGGGGAAUCGAACCUAGGAACAGUGUCCCACUUCUGAGAGAUGGAGUGAAGACACUGGCAAGCUUGAGCCAGACACUGCACCUAGUAGUUCCUGAAACCGUGAGCGCCAUUGCACGACUGUUGGGGAUGGAGCCCGGUUCCAGCCAUCGCAGACAUAGAAUGUCUCAGGGGGGCCAACAGACCCCCUGAGGGUUCUGGAUUCUGUGCACCUUAUUUGACCAUACUCCAAAAUGCCAUUUUUAUUUUAACCCUUUAUUCUGCUUUAUGUACAUAAUCAGAAUAUCUAUAUCUCUCUAUAUAUUUUUAAUCCUCUACGUGUAAAUGAAGCAAUAGAAUUCUAACAUAAGGCCAAGAAAUGAGAUGAAUGUUUGGGAUUUAUGUUUUUUAAGGUAAAUACGGGUAUUGUUUUUAAUUAUUACCUUUUAUUAAAUUGUGGGCUUUAAAACCUGAUGAACCCUAUUAGCUGUUUCUCUGUGCCAUAUGCUUCCCAUGUUACCAAAAUACCAUCUCACCACCCCACUCUAACCAAAAGAGAAAUCCAGCCUCCUGAGUUUCUUGUGUACCGGGUUAAAAUAUAGUCUCCCGGACAAGUAUUUUUCUACAUUAAGAUCUGGGCCAAGAUACCUUGGGUUGUGGACUCGGGCCCCUAUGAUGGGAUGACAUCUCUGGCCGGGCCUGAGUGGUGGUGCCCGGGCACAUCUGAGGUUGUCACUGUUCUGUCUCCUGUUGCUCUGGAAUCCUGUGUAUUGGUCUGUGGCUUCACCCAUUAGCUGUUUGUAAGCGGUGUAUCUGUAUCCUAAGGGGGAGGACCACUUGUCAACAGCCGAUGGUUGGUGGGGAAGCUCCUUAGACACUGCAGUUUUGAUGAGGUGACUUUGGAGACGUGAAGAGGCUGUGAUGACACUGACUUGUCAUGGUCGCAGCAUUUGAACUUCUGGUAUAAAAAAGAAAUCUGUAAAUCUAUAACCUGGCAACAUUUUGCAAUCCUAUAUUUUAAGGACAGCUCUCUAAUAAAAUCUAGAACCACACAGCCCUAUAUGGACAAACACUUGUGACGUUUGUGCCUCCGCUUUUAAAGGUGCUGUGAUGGACAGCUGGCAUGCCGGGGCUCCAGAGGAGGGGAUGGCUUGAAGUGCGAGCAGUUACCUGAGCAGAAUCUGUUGGCUGCCUCUGUACCUAUCUCACUGUAAGAUUGAUGCUAUUGUCUGUUCUGUUCCUUCUCCAGGGAGCUUCUCUAACCCCCCCCCAGCCCCCUCCCCCGGUAGUGGGGAUUCUGGUGCCUGGGUAGUCGUGGAUUUCUGUUGGACAUUUGAAUGUGACAAACAAGCCAGCAUUACAUGGGAAAUACUACAUGUGGAAUGUGCACGUUUCCAGGGGCGAGAGGGUUGCGAUGAUUUCCUUCCUGCCAAAAAUAAACACGUGAAGCCGC
Molecule: messenger RNA, 4423 nt
Organism: Canis lupus familiaris (dog)
Lineage: Eukaryota; Metazoa; Chordata; Mammalia; Carnivora; Canidae
Gene: CTDSPL
Product: CTD small phosphatase like
Exons: 8
Coding region: 47-877 (276 amino acids)
Molecular function (GO): RNA polymerase II CTD heptapeptide repeat phosphatase activity
Source: RefSeq, a predicted model, not a curated record